AUGUCAGACUACGAAGAUGAGAUGGACGUUGAUGCGCCCUCCAAUGACGUGCAAUUCUCUUCUGAAAAUGCCAAUGGGAAGAAGAGGACGGCAGCCGAUCUUCCUGUCGAAGCUCUUGACAAUCUACCAUGGGUCGAGAAAUAUCGUCCAGAUACUCUAGCUGAUGUCUCCGGCCAUCAAGACAUUCUUGCAACCAUCAACCGAUUCGUUGAAGCUAAUACAUCAACGGUCCUGGCGCUGGCUCGGCGGAUAUACGGCAGCAAGAAUAUGAGACAGAUGGUGCUCGAACUGAACGCCAGUGAUGACCGUGGCAUUGAUGUCGUGCGAGAACAGAUUAAGACUUUUGCCAGCACAAAACAGAUCUUCUCCAUGGCUCCGCAAGCCGCCAGUAAUGAAAACCUCGCUGGGUUCAAGUUGAUCAUUCUCGACGAGGCAGAUGCCAUGACAUCCACAGCUCAAAUGGCUCUCCGCCGGAUUAUGGAGCGCUACACAGCCAACGCGCGGUUUUGCAUCAUCGCCAACUACACACACAAGCUUGCGCCGGCUUUGUUGUCACGGUGUACCCGAUUCCGAUUUAGUCCUCUCAAGGAGCAAGACAUCCGGGUACUCGUGGAUAAAGUCAUCGAACAGGAGCAAGUUCAGAUUCAACCCGAAGCUAUUGAUAGUCUAGUGAAAUUGAGCAAAGGUGACAUGCGCCGAGCGCUCAACGUUCUUCAAGCCUGUCACGCAAGCAGUCAACCACUACCGCUGAGGAAUGCACCAAAAGCUCCUCUUCCCGAACCUGAGACUAUCACCAACGCCACUAUUUACGACUGCAUUGCGGCCCCACAUCCAGCCGACAUCCAAGAAAUCAUGACCACCAUUCUCUCUACUAGCGAUGUUACUUCCUGUCUAAACACCGUCAACACACUCAAGGCCACAAAGGGUCUAGCCCUAGCAGAUAUCUUAUCCGCUCUAGCAGAUCAAUUGCAGCAGCUCGAAGUACCAGCUCAGACCCGUAUCACCUGGCUAGAAGGCUUAGCUGAGAUUGAAUGGCGGCUGUCGGGAGGCGGUUCAGAGGCUGUGCAGACUGGAGGGCUAGUUGGUGUCGUGCGUAAUGGCUGUGAGUUGAUGGAGAAUAAGGUUGUAUCAUGA
Messenger RNA from Penicillium taxi, 1134 nucleotides. Its product is annotated as replication factor C subunit 3. Lineage: Eukaryota; Fungi; Ascomycota; Eurotiomycetes; Eurotiales; Aspergillaceae. Gene Ontology annotation, molecular function: DNA binding; DNA clamp loader activity. The record is from RefSeq and is a predicted model, not a curated record. Gene Ontology annotation, cellular component: DNA replication factor C complex; Ctf18 RFC-like complex; Rad17 RFC-like complex. Gene Ontology annotation, biological process: DNA repair; DNA-templated DNA replication. The transcript has 5 exons. The coding region runs from base 1 to 1134 and encodes 377 amino acids.